Molecule: messenger RNA, 1202 nt
Organism: Paramecium primaurelia
Lineage: Eukaryota; Ciliophora; Oligohymenophorea; Peniculida; Parameciidae
Source: the annotation of a GenBank genome assembly
AUGAAAACUCAAAAAACGGAACUUGUUCUAUUAUUGGUAAUUUGCACUAUAAAUUGUGUAAAUAUUAGUAAAUAAGAUGGAGUGGAAGAACUGAAAGUAAAUAGAUAAUUAUGAAAUAGAUAAGAAAACUAGUUGGGGUAAGAUUGCAUGGAAUUUAAGUUAAUUGGCAUUUUCAGGUGACUCAGCAUUAAAAGAACUAGCAGAUGUUUUAACAUCAGUGGUAUAUAAAUAGGUAUCAUAAUUCCUUAGACAGAAUAAGUUAAAGAUUUGAGACAUGAUCAUGAAUUUACUAGUGAUAAAGCUAUUAAUGUUUAUGUUAGCAAAAAUGAAAAAUUAGAUUUAGGAAUAGAUGAAACAGUUACUUUUAUUGCUAGGAAUACAGAUUAUUUAGAUUCAUAAAUGCAUGAUUAUAUAGUGAGUAUAAAUAAAAGAUUAGAAAAUCUAGAUUAAAAUGUUAAAGAAAAUAGAAAAUAAUUAGAAUAUCUAACAUUCACUAGAUAAAAGGAAAAUGAAAAGUUCUUAGAUACUUGUAAUCAAUAAUAUUAAUUAUAGUAUUAUAAUAUGAACAUAUGGUUGCAUAAGUUGAUAUGUGUAUUGCCUUACUAUAGGGAAUAUUUGCUAAUGAAUAGUUCAUCUAAGUAGAUAGAGUUAAAAUUAUUACAAGAAAGAUUUUUGCUGCUACAAUGCUAAUUGGAGGAAUUGAUAUGAAAGAAUUAUUAGAAACUACUGAAUCAGCUUAAUAUACUGAUACAAGAGUACAAAAAUAUGUAUAAUAUAAAUUUAUCAUUAUCUUUUAGAUUUUAGAAGCCUUUAAUAAUUUAAGAAAAUAAUUUAUUGAUCAUAAAAAUUCAGAUAUUGCAUAUGAUGCUGAAUAAUAAAAAGAAUAUGAAGAUUAAAAACAUUAAUUAGAUGGAGAACUUUUAAUUUUCAAAAAAGAUAUUGCAGAAUUAAUAUACAAUUUAUCAGUUGCAGAGGAAAAAAUAAGAUAAAUUAAAGAUGAUAUUGAAUCAAAUAGAAAAGAUUAGGAAUUUUAUUAAAAGGAAAAAGAAUUUAUAAAUAAUGGUCGUCAAAUUGAAGAAAAAUGGAAAUCUAAAUUAAUUUAGGAAUAUAAUAAUCAAUUAUUAUCAAUAGAAAAAGCUAUGAAUUUAAUAAGCUAACCUGAUUUUUGGGCAAGAAACGAUUAAAUCAAGUUAAAUUAUUGA